CCCAGCUUGCAGCGCAGCGCAGCUCUGCAGUUCAGCUCAGCACACAACAGACAAAAUAUAUCUGUAUCCAACAGUAGUAUAUACUAUUGUAGAAUUACAACUACAGUCGUAGAUCCUCAUAUCAUUCGCGCUUCUCGCAAACAAAAGCCUCGGCCGAGCUGCCUGCAUCCAGACAUCCCAAGUCCGCACCCAGUGGGGCUCCUUUCCUCGCUAUCUAAAAGCCGCUGGUUGACAAUAGACUGAAAUAAAGCUUUUUCCUCUCCUGCUGACCGCACCUGAGCUGAUCUUCUCCACCGGUGUCAGCGCGCGUCGUCGUCUGGAUUUAAAGACUCGAGUGUCCUCUCUUUUUUCUCCUGCUGCUGUCGUGAGACAUUUUUCUGAAUACACAAAGGCAACAUCAGCUCGCAUGACCUCCGCAUCAGACACAGACGAAGUCAUGCCGCAGGAAGCAGUCAACAACGGCGCAGAGGACGAAGAGAAAGCGCGCUCGCUGUCUGAGAAAACCGCAGAUGAGCCAGAGAAGAUGGCGUCGUCCUCCGCCGACCUCGAGCGCGGCGAGCAGGCGUCGACCUCCGCAUCAGCUACGCCGCCAGAGAAAGAGGACAAGCCGACCGGCCAAACAAUCGUGCUCAUGCCGCUCACGGACCUCAGCCGCGGCGUCGUAGGCUGGGAUAGUAUAGAGGACCCUAAGGACCCCAAGAACUGGGCGCCGGGACGGAAAUGGAGGACGAUGAUCCUCGUCGCCAUGUCGACGCUGCUGCUUCCCCUAGGCUCGACGCUCUUCGCGCCGGGAGUCGGGCUCGUCGCGACAGAGUUCCACGAGACUGAUACCACGAUCUUGACGUUCAUGGUCUCGAUCUUUGUCCUUGGUUUCGGAUGGGGUCCGAUUUUGUUCCACGCGCCGCUGAGUGAGCUGUACGGCAGGAAAGUCGUCAUCUCGCUCUCGAACCUGAUGUAUGCCUGCUUCAACAUCGGGUGCGCGUGGGCCACUAGCACAAAUAUGUUUUUGGCGAUGCGGUUCUUGGGCGGCUUGCUUGGUUGCGCGUCGAUGGUCGUCGGUGGUGGUGUUAUCUCUGAUAUGUUUUCGCGUGAUCAGAUGGGCCGCGCCUCGUCUAUGUACGCCCUAGGACCUCUGCUCGGCCCCGUCAUCGGCCCCGUCAUCGGCGGCUGGAUCGCCCAAGACCUAGGCUGGCGCUGGGCCUUCCGCUUCCUACUAAUCCUCAGCGGCACAAUGUUCUUUGUCUUCUCGCUGCUCGCCGAAGAGACCCACGCGCCCACGCUUCUCCGCCGCAAGACGCGCCAGGUGAAGAAAGAGCUCGGUCGCGAGGACCUGAUCUGCGCGACCGACGAGUUCAACCAUCGCACGCCCUCGCAGGUGUUUAUAAUGGGCAUCACGCGCCCGUUCGCGCUGCUGACGACAAACCCGGUCAGCAUGUUCCUGGGCUUCUACAUGGCCAUCGCCUUUGCGUUCCUCUACAUCUUCCUCACCACCAUCUCCGGCGUGUUCAAAGAGCGCUACGGCUUCUCGACCGGCACCACCGGUCUCGCGUACCUCGGCCUCGGCGUCGGCCUGAUGUCCACGCUCGGCGUGAUUGGCAGCACAAACGACAAGCUCGUCGCGUACCUGACCAAGAAAAACGGCGGCGUGCGCGAGCCCGAGUUCCGCCUGCGCCCGCUGUUUGUCUCGUGCCUGAUCCUCCCGAUCGCAAUGUUCUGGUACGGCUGGGCGGUCCAGGGCCACGCGCACUGGUUCGCGGUCGUGGCGUCGAUGUUCCCGAUGGGCGUCGGGAUGGUCUCGACCAUGUUCCCGAUCCAAACCUACCUGAUUGAAGUCUACGCGCCGUACGGCCUAUCCGCGAGCGCGAACGCCGCAGGAAACUGCUUCCGCAUGACGGCCGGCGCGUUUUUCCCGCUCGUCGCGCCGUCGAUGUUUGCGAGGCUGGGGUAUGGCUGGGGAUGUUCGUUGCUGGCUUUUCUCGCCCUGUUUUUUUGUGGGUCGAUGGCGGUGACGUUUGUGUGGUAUGGGAAGGUGUUGAGGGUGAAGUACCCUCCGAAGAUUUAGUGCGAGUUUGCUAGUUUCUGUUUUGCAUAGAUUAUGUUGUGUUUAUUUAGUAGAGUAAUGGUAGUAUCUUUCAUCUGAGG
Myxozyma melibiosi is the source of this 2142-nucleotide messenger RNA. RefSeq names its product major facilitator superfamily domain-containing protein. Gene Ontology annotation, molecular function: transmembrane transporter activity. The record is from RefSeq and is a predicted model, not a curated record. Bases 407 to 2062 code for a protein of 551 amino acids. Lineage: Eukaryota; Fungi; Ascomycota; Lipomycetes; Lipomycetales; Lipomycetaceae. Gene Ontology annotation, cellular component: plasma membrane. The transcript has 2 exons. Gene Ontology annotation, biological process: transmembrane transport.